Molecule: messenger RNA, 892 nt
Organism: Eptesicus fuscus (big brown bat)
Lineage: Eukaryota; Metazoa; Chordata; Mammalia; Chiroptera; Vespertilionidae
Gene: CFAP418
Product: cilia and flagella associated protein 418
Exons: 7
Coding region: 48-806 (252 amino acids)
Cellular component (GO): cytosol
Source: RefSeq, a predicted model, not a curated record
GAGCGCGUCCGCGCCCCGCCAGCGCCGCCUCGGGGCCGCGCGCGCGCAUGCGCAGCGGAGGAAGCGGGAGGGGGGAUGGCGCGCGCACGCGCGGCGCGUUCUCGCGUUGCCCCUGGAAACCGCUGGGGCUGAUGCCCCGAGGUGAGCGGAGACAGACACAGCCUUUCAAGAUGGCGAAGGACCUGGACGAGCUCUUGGAUGAGGUUGAGUCCAAGUUUUGCAGACCAGACCCGCUGAGACUGGGCAUGGCCGAGCGACCCAAAGGCUACGGCGGCGGCAUCCUCAGCCACGACCGGAACCGAGCCGAGGCGGAGGAGAAGCUCAGAUCAACAGAAAGAUUUAAAAAAGAAGAUGAUCUUGACAGUCUUAUUAAUGAAAUAUUUGAAGAUCCCAACUUUGAUAAAAAAUCCUUUAAAUUAAAAUCUAAAUCUUCAGGUAACACAUCUGUCAGAGCUUCCAUUCAAGGCCUCGGUAAAAGUUGCAGCCCCGUGUACCUUGGUGGAAGCACUACGCCGUGCGGAAUUGGAACAGCUACUUCACAGAGAUCAUGUGACCAUCUGCGUUGUACAGCAUGUGAUUUCUGGGUAGUAAGCUACGAUGACUAUAUGUGGGACAAAUCAUGCGAUUAUCUGUUUUUCAGGAACAACAUGCCAGAAUUCCACAAAUUAAAAACAAAGUUGGUAAAGAAGAAAGGAGCACGGGCGUAUGCCUGCCAGUGCAGCUGGAGAACCGUUGUAGAACUGACUGACCUGCAGACGGACCAUCAGCUGCGUUGGGUUUGUGGCGCAACCAAAACAACGUCUUAAGAGAGUGAAUGCAGCAGCAGAUGUGCAAAUCCAGCUGUCUUCUAUCAAGCCAGAGAUUAAAGAGAUUGGCAGAAGUGUGGAACAAA